UCAUUCUUGCUUAGUUUGCUUUCACUAGGGUUCCGUUUCUGUUUGAAUCUAUAUAUUAUUGUUUCGGUGCUCCUGAAUUAUUCUCAGUCACACAUAGUCACGCAUGCAAUACAAACAUCUCUUUACACGGUUUUUAUAAAGGUGCUGUACUGCUUAACUCUGUUUUAGAAACAUAUUUUUAGCUCUAAUUUUUUUUUUAUGCAUUCGAAUAGCUCAGAUCUAUUGUCGUUUUGGAUUUUUCUGCCGUUUUUAUGUUUGAUAUAUUCCUUUACUUGUGGUAACUGUUGAUGCUCAGGCGUUUCGCUUGUAACGCAAGCGGCUCUGGUAAAAGCGAAAUGGCUUCUGAAUCGGAAAAUGUCGAAUGGAACGGUAUUUCUAAGCUGCAAACGGCGGUGACUGAAAUCGAGAUGAAUGUCGAUUUUGCUGCAGAUAUGUCUCCACCCAUUGAGACCCCAAACAAGGUUCUCAACUCUCAUCAUUCCCAACAUCCACCUCUUAAUGAGAGGAUUAUUUCAUCCAUGACCAGGAGAUCUGUUGCUGCACACCCUUGGCAUGAUCUUGAGAUAGGACCUGAAGCUCCCAAGAUCUUCAACUGUGUGGUAGAAAUUGGGAAAGGCAGCAAGGUGAAAUAUGAACUUGACAAAAAAACUGGACUUAUUAUGGUUGAUCGUGUACUUUACUCUUCAGUUGUGUAUCCUCACAACUAUGGAUUUAUUCCACGAACUAUUUGUGAGGACAGUGACCCCUUGGACGUCUUGGUUAUCAUGCAGGAGCCAGUUCUUCCAGGUUGCUUUCUUCGGGCCAAAGCUAUUGGACUCAUGCCUAUGAUUGAUCAGGGUGAGAAAGAUGACAAGAUAAUCGCUGUCUGUGCUGAUGAUCCUGAGUAUAGGCAUUACAAUGAUAUCAAGGAGCUUCCUCCACAUCGUUUAGCUGAAAUCCGUCGUUUUUUUGAAGACUACAAGAAGAAUGAGAACAAGGAAGUUGCAGUAAACGACUUUCUUCCUGCCUCAACUGCCUAUGAAGCGAUCGAGCAUUCCAUGUCCUUGUAUGCGGACUACAUCGUUGAAAGCUUGAGGCGGUAGUAUUGAUGCAUGGGAUUUUGUCUGGUCGUGAAGACAUGUUUUGAAAGGCUGCCGUUUUAUAAUUACGAUUGUGACGAAAAAAAGGCUUUGUAAUCCUAUCGCAUGUACAUUGGUUCCAGAACUGACAACACAUGCAUAUUCUACACAUUUGUGCUUAAUUUUGAGUGUUGAACGAUACUUUCAUUUACUAAUAUCAAAGUCAGU
This is a messenger RNA of Gastrolobium bilobum, 1286 nucleotides long. RefSeq names its product soluble inorganic pyrophosphatase 4. Gene Ontology annotation, biological process: phosphate-containing compound metabolic process. NCBI's taxonomy places the organism in Eukaryota, Viridiplantae, Streptophyta, Magnoliopsida, Fabales, Fabaceae. The record is from RefSeq and is a predicted model, not a curated record. Gene Ontology annotation, cellular component: cytoplasm. Bases 288 to 1082 code for a protein of 264 amino acids. The transcript has 10 exons. Gene Ontology annotation, molecular function: inorganic diphosphate phosphatase activity; magnesium ion binding.